Molecule: messenger RNA, 1819 nt
Organism: Thrips palmi
Lineage: Eukaryota; Metazoa; Arthropoda; Insecta; Thysanoptera; Thripidae
Product: vegetative cell wall protein gp1-like
Exons: 2
Coding region: 16-1623 (535 amino acids)
Source: RefSeq, a predicted model, not a curated record
UAGAGUGGAACCAAAAUGUUUUUCGGCAAUGUUCCUGUGUGUUUCCUUUCGCGCCAUAAUUUCUGCAGCGACCAAGGGGCGGCGGCGGCGGCUCAGCCUCGAACCCCUGACCUGCGCCCUGUCGAGCGAUUCCCCACUCCUCACUCUGUCUCUCUCGCACCCCUACGGCAGACUCUAUGCGUGCGAGAGAGACAGAGCGACGAGUACCGCUCGACUGCUGCACCUCGGCGUCGUCUGCUCUGCACAUGCCUAGGCUGCCCGGUCCAGCUCGGCCCAGCCAGUUCAGCCAAGCCAGUCCCUUGGCAGUGGUGUAGUGGUAGUCCGGCCGGCCAGUCGACACACGAACGCACGCGGCACGCGCACGGCGACGCGACGACAGGAGGCUGCGACAGUCCGAGAGGCACGCCGCCAGCGGAGCACGGAGCCAGUGUAGUGUCGUGUGUUGCCGCUCAGGGACCACAACCAACCACAACAUCGCCGACCCCGUCCUCCCGGUGCCGCCACGCCCGCCCUGCGCGUCUACCGCCGUGUGUUUGGAGCAGUGCCUGCGUGCCCCCGUCGAGGCCCUCGCCCACCACACCCACAGCCACAGUCCAGGCUCUGGUCCAGGCCCAGUCCGAGCGCGGCGCAUCACCGUCAAACGCCUCUUCUCGAUGCGCAACUUCGGUGCCCGCGUGCCGCUGCUGCUGGGCAACCCCGAGGAGGGCCCCCCCGCCAGGGCCACCGGCGGGACCUCGGCCAUGGCCUUCAACGGGCAGGUGGCGGGCCGCGAGGGCCGCGCCCACCAAGCCCCUCUCCCCGCCUACCACUACUCGCCCGCGCCCGCCUACGCGCCCGCUCCUCCGCCUGCACAUCCAGGGUACUACCCAGGGCAGUACGGGGCCAACACGGAGCAGCCCUUCGACACCUACCCCGCAGCCUCCACCCAGAGCUUCUACGACGGGGCGUGUCGGAGCUCGCAGCUGUCUGCUGCUUACCCCGCCGAAGCGACUCACUACCCCGCUCCAACCUACCCCGCCCCAACCUACCCCGCCCCAACCUACCCCGCCCCAACCUACCCCCGCAGCACCUCUAUCCUACCCUUCUGCCCCGCUUGCAUAUCCAUAUGCAGCAACAGAGUACCCUUACGCCCCUGCAGCGCCUGCCUACUCUUACCCCGCGGUAUCGCACCCUUACCGCGCCGCAGCGGCCCCUUACCCCUCUGCAGCAACCAGUUACCCCUCUCCAGCAACUAUUUACCCCUCUGCAGUACCGACUUACCCCUCUGCAGUACCGACUUACCCCUCUGCAGCACCGACUUACCCCUCUACGGUACCGACUUACCCCUCUGCAGCAACGAAUUACCCCUCUGCAGCACCGAAUUACCCCUCUGCAGCACCGAAUUACUCCUCUGCAGCGUCUGCCCAACCAACGGCAAUGACUCAUCCUGCAAAAGAGUACCCGCCAGGACCUUCGCCGGGGUCUUCGGGGACUUACCCAUUCGGUUGCCCGGCCGAGGAAGCCCCGGCCCCCGCCCCCGCACAGGCCUCGGAACUGCCGCAACGAUCCACCUCGCCAGUGCAGGAGGUCCAGUAUGGUUGUGAGGCCGUCAUCUUAUCGAGCAUCAUUUUCUCGCAUAUCUGAUGGCGGCACGAGAGUGGAUACAUUUUAUCGUAAGGUCGAUGACAAUGUUUUAUGACAAUGUUUUAUGAUUUUUUUAUGGAUGUAUUGACCAUGCUCACUCAGUAUGAUGUUUUAUUUCAAAAUUGCUCGGCCAACGUUUGUAAUCAAGUAAUUGACUUUUGAGUAAAACCUAGAAUUUUAGAAUUUCAAAGAAUGA